AUGUACAUUUUCGCCCAGUAUGACGGACACUUUGCGCCUGAUGAAAUUUUCAAUUCUUUGUACCUGUCACCAAUGGAUAUCGAGGAAUUAUCGCCGUUUUUUGAUAACUUAUUCCAAAACUGGUCACGGGGGUCAAGAUGGCCCAGGUGGUUAGAGCAGGAAUUUACUGACCGGAAGGUCCGUGGUUCGAACCCGACCUCUUCCUCUCGACUAACCCUGUCUAGGCUUGGGCAAUCUGGCAGUAUCCCAGGCCUCGUACUUCCUUCGGGUAGCAUGGCGGCUAGGCACCGGAAGGGUGUUGCAGCUGAGUGA
Molecule: messenger RNA, 312 nt
Organism: Opisthorchis viverrini
Lineage: Eukaryota; Metazoa; Platyhelminthes; Trematoda; Opisthorchiida; Opisthorchiidae
Exons: 3
Coding region: 1-312 (103 amino acids)
Source: RefSeq, a predicted model, not a curated record